AUGGAGUCCCCGCCAGAUCCAGCGAGCGACCCGGGCAACAGCGCCUCGGAGCCGGCUACCCCGGUCAGGGAAACCCCGGUAAACCUGGAGACGCUCCGGAAAGCGGACCAUCCAGCCCCGGUUCGAAGGCAGACCUGCUCCAGCACAAACAGAGAGCUUCGAUGUGAGCCUCUGGUGUUCGGGGGUUCCUCUGACAGCCCGGAUCACGGGGCUGAUACGGUCACAGAUGUCACAUUUUACUCUGAGCGCGAGAUUAAUCAGUUAUCCAACAACUCCGAAUCGACCACCGGGACCGUCUUUUUUUCGUGCCCAAACGGGCCAGCCCCGUGCAACCCGACGCGUUAUGGUCAAAGUGUCGAAAAUUUCGACUGUUCCUGCGCGAAACAGCCGCCCCAGCAGCUGGAAUUUGUUUAG
Menidia menidia (Atlantic silverside) is the source of this 414-nucleotide messenger RNA. NCBI's taxonomy places the organism in Eukaryota, Metazoa, Chordata, Actinopteri, Atheriniformes, Atherinopsidae. The record is from the annotation of a GenBank genome assembly.